AUGAAGUUAUUCGAUGUUCUUUUCGCUGUGCUGGCUGUUGUCCUGAUGACUGCCAUUCCUGCUUUUGGAAGUGUGGUUCCCCAGUGUCCAACUGGCGAAGAAGCUGCCCAGAGUGGAGGAUACCAGAUUACAUCGUUGUCUCGAAAUGCCCAACGACCUGUUCCCGGAAACUACAAUACCGGCAGGAGGCACUAAUGGAACAAGAAGUGAAGGCUUCAAAGUGACAAUGAUAUGACCUGUGUCUGCACAACAUAUAAUGCUCAUCAAAAUAAAUUAAAUCUCGUUUGGUCUGGAAAAUACAAGUGCAGUAAAAUCAUUUUAGGUGGAAAAUUCAGAGUGAGAACAAAUAGCAAAGAAUUCUACACAUCUCUUGAAGUAA
Molecule: messenger RNA, 379 nt
Organism: Drosophila ficusphila
Lineage: Eukaryota; Metazoa; Arthropoda; Insecta; Diptera; Drosophilidae
Exons: 2
Coding region: 1-195 (64 amino acids)
Source: RefSeq, a predicted model, not a curated record